AUGGCAUCUUGUUAUGCAUUGCCAUAUGGCAUAUUUGGUUUUACUUGCUGGACUUUGUCAUUAUUAUCAAAUUUUUUUAUUAUAUUUGGUAAUUUACCACUGUUCACUCCAUGGCUAUGGCGUAAAGAGGUUUAUGAAUCACAGAGCAUAUACUUUGCUUUUAUCGCAUCUCUUAUGACUAUUGGGCCAGCCAUUUAUACAUGUAUACGUUGUCAUGAAGAAUGGAUCUUAAUAAUUUUGGCUGUUGGGCAACUCUCUCCAUGGGCAUUUAAAAUGAUAAAUGAUGCCGAGGCAUCUAAAUCAAAUUAUUUAGAUCGUGACUAUUUUUACCUUGCAUGUGGAAUUCCUUUGACAAUUUUACUAUCUAUUACUGGAUGGACAGGUCUAAUAGCAUUAAUUAUUAAGUUAGAACAUACGCAAUAUGCAGUUAAUCAUUUUAUAUUUAUUUUACUUGCGUCAUUCUUGUUUUUGAUAUGUAUACCAUAUGUGAAAGGAGACUCUAAAAAGGCUAUUAGAUAUAUGAUCUGUUACGUAGCUGCAACAACUCAUCUUAUAGGAACACAUUAUAUACUUGGUAAAAUUUCUGGAGAUUUCUCUGGGCUUAAAUCUUCAGGGGUUUUGUCUGCAUUAAUUUUCUUUGUUGGAAAGCGUCUAUUAUUUUUAGACAUUUCAUGUAAUUGUUAA
Molecule: messenger RNA, 684 nt
Organism: Dentiscutata erythropus
Lineage: Eukaryota; Fungi; Glomeromycota; Glomeromycetes; Diversisporales; Gigasporaceae
Source: the annotation of a GenBank genome assembly